CCUCAUCACACUCUUUUCUUCUGUGAACUCGCGCACUGCUGCUCUUCCCUCGGACACACCAUCACACGUACACACGCCCACCAAUCCAGGUCCAUCACUCUUUGUCUUUCGCCACGCCAAUCCCGACGGCUCACACGCUGUGGCGCUGUGGUUGUCAAGACGACGAGCAGGUUCUCAUCGCGUAUAUAACGGACUCGCAAAAGCUGGGUCAAGUGCUUUCAUCAAGAAGUAGUGAUACUUUGACAUUCAGCCCAAGUCCUCUGCCAUCCGACUUUCGUCUCGUCCCUCUUCUUCGACUACCACCCGCUCACAUCAACAACAAGAAACAUGAUCGAACUUCUGGACAGGGUCUUGACCUACGGGCCAUACGGGUACAUUCCCAAGCUUGCGCCUGCCAUCCUCUUCGUCAUUCUCUAUGCCAUCGCUUUCAUUGGUCACUCCUACCUGGGCGCCUUCAAAAAACAACCAUCAAAAUGGCUACCCACGUUGGCUCUGGGAUGCGCAGCAGAGACGGGCGCCAUGAGUCUUCGCGUCUACGGUCACUACACAGCUCGGGAUGACAUCAACGCGUACAUCGCUCAACAAGUGCUGAGCGUCUUGACGCCCGCCUUUUUCGCCGCUGCCCACUUUGCCAUCCUUGGUUUGGCCAUCGUGACGUUCGGGCCAGCGUACGCUCCCAAGUUUGUCCAACCUCGAUUCAUCAUUCCCUUUUUCGUCACGGUGGAUGUUUUGAGUCUGAUCCUGCAGGGCACUGGAGCGGGCAUGGCAGCUGUCGCUGAGCAGCUCAAGCCUCCCGAAUCCACCAUUCCCGGAGCUUGGAUCGUGGUUUCCGGUCUGGUAGUCCAGCUAUUGGGCUACGUCAUUUUCAACAUUCUCUUCGUCGACUUUGCAAGACGAGCCAUGGCGCGUCCACCUCAACACGAGCUGUGGACGGCAAAGAUGAAGACGUUUUUGGCUGCCGUUUGGAUCUCUGCUCUGCUGGUCUUGCUUCGUAGCUGCUUCAGAACGGGCGAGAUGAUUCUAGGAUGGAUCGGUCCUGUAGCUACGACGGAGUGGUACUUUUACGUCUUUGACGCCGCUCCCGUCACAGCAGCCGUCUACAUUCUGCUUCCCUUUCAUCCCGCUCUCUUCCUGCCCGCACACAUCUCUCUGGGCAAGCCUACAUUGGGUGCCAAGCAAGAGUACGCGGUAGAGGGCUCUGGUGCCGAUGAGAAGGACAUCGAGCGAAACGGCUCAAACACCAACGAGACUGCUACGCUGAAUGGGGGAAACAGUCAGGACAAGGGUCAAUACGAUACGCUCGUCGGUCGUCAGCAGGAAAAGAAGCGGCCUAGCAGCAACAACUCUAGACCGAACACCAACAGAUCUCGCUCGUACAGCUCCAACGGCAGUCGUGGAGGCCAAGCUCCGAACCGCGAAGGCACCUUUCAUCGACAGUAAUCUUUGCGCUUUCAUACGCUCGCUCAUCUCAACAUCUACCACUCGCCUUCAGUCCAGCUUUCGACCUUCUGCGUCCGCCUCCAUCAUCCUCUCACCCAAAGUAAUAUGGACAGGGCUUUGCUCAGAGCUAUCUCCAUUCAUCUCUUCUUCUCUCUCGCUUGCUGUACAUUUGCUCCCCCCC
Messenger RNA from Ceraceosorus guamensis, 1621 nucleotides. RefSeq lists its product as hypothetical. The transcript has 3 exons. NCBI's taxonomy places the organism in Eukaryota, Fungi, Basidiomycota, Exobasidiomycetes, Ceraceosorales, Ceraceosoraceae. The record is from RefSeq and is a predicted model, not a curated record. The coding region runs from base 328 to 1440 and encodes 370 amino acids. Gene Ontology annotation, cellular component: plasma membrane; fungal-type vacuole.